Motacilla alba alba is the source of this 1414-nucleotide messenger RNA. RefSeq names its product phospholipid phosphatase 1 (gene PLPP1). Gene Ontology annotation, biological process: phospholipid dephosphorylation; signal transduction; phospholipid metabolic process. The record is from RefSeq and is a predicted model, not a curated record. Gene Ontology annotation, molecular function: phosphatidate phosphatase activity. Lineage: Eukaryota; Metazoa; Chordata; Aves; Passeriformes; Motacillidae. The transcript is spliced from 6 exons. The coding region runs from base 233 to 1087 and encodes 284 amino acids.
CCGCCGCCGCCCGCCCUUCCCGCCCUGCCCCGCCGCCCGUGCCCGGCCUUAAAGGCGCGCGGGGGCCGCGGCGGCGGCAGUAGCGCAGUGCGGGCGGCGGCGGCUGCUCGGCGGUGCCUGGAGCGCGGGGCGGCCGUUCCCUCUGAGCGCCUCGCCUGGAGCCCCUCCCUACCGCCUCCGCCGCGCUCUCGGGCCGAGGCUGUCACCGCGCCUGCCGCCGGGCGCCGCCAGCAUGUUUGACAGGACGCGGCUGCCCUUCGUGGCGCUGGAUGUGCUCUGCGUGCUGCUGGCUGGCUUACCCCUUGGUGUUCUAAACUUGGCCAAAAUAAAACCGUAUCAGAGAGGCUUUUUCUGUAAUGAUGACAGCAUCAAGUAUCCGUUCCAUGACAGUACCAUCACAUCCACUGUCCUCUACACAGUGGGGUUCACCCUGCCCAUUUUCUCUAUAAUCGUAGGAGAGACUCUCUCAGUCUUUUAUAAUAAUUUGCACUCAAAUUCAUUUGUCAGAAAUAACUACAUAGCCACUAUUUACAAAGCCAUCGGGACCUUCAUUUUUGGGGCAGCUGCUAGCCAGUCGCUGACAGACAUUGCCAAGUACUCCAUAGGUAGACUGCGUCCUCACUUCAUUGCUGUGUGCCAGCCUGACUGGACACGGAUAAACUGCAGCCUGGGCUACAUUGAGAACUUCACUUGCCAUGGGGACAAAGCAAAAAUCAAUGAGGGAAGACUUUCAUUUUAUUCUGGCCAUUCUUCAUUCUCUAUGUACUGCAUGCUCUUCGUAGCACUUUAUCUUCAGGCAAGAAUGAAAGGAGACUGGGCAAGACUUGUACGUCCUACUAUACAGUUUGGUCUUAUUGCUGCAUCUAUCUACGUGGGUCUGUCACGUGUUUCUGACUACAAGCAUCACUGGAGUGAUGUUUUAACAGGACUUAUACAGGGCGCAGUGGUAGCUGUGCUCAUUGUUGUGUAUGUGUCAGACUUCUUCAAAGUGAGAGGAUGUACAUUUCAACCAAAAGAAGAUUCCCAUACAACCCUACAUGAGACUCCAACAAACGGAAAUCACUUUGGCAGCAAUCAUCAGCCAUGAACAAUGACCCAAAUCACCUACAUUGCUCUGAAAGAAAACAAUUUCACAAGUCUAAUUCUGUAAUAAAAGUAACUGCCUUUAAGGGACUGCUGCUGCUCUUGGAUGCUCACUUUACCUGUAUAUAGUAACAUCUACCACAGUUAUUGUACAUCUAAACUUUAAAUUUCUGUUGGUUCAAGCUUUUUGCUUAAAAGAAAGCUAUUACAACUGUAAAUUUUUAUUGAAAACUGUAACAAGUUAUAUUACAUACACUGCUGUUUGUACAUGCCUUGUUGAAUCAACUGUGGUUUAAGUAAACACCAUUAAAAGGAAUUACUUGAUAUGGAA